AUGAAGCGUGGUCUAUCGCCUUCAUCCCCAGAGGACCAUAAAAAGAUCCGGAGUUCCCAAGAAACUUCAGAUGAAAGUGCUCAUCACGAUGAGAGAAUGGCUACAACUUCAAAUAAGAAUCCAGAGAAUCCAUCAUCCAGUAAUAACGCUCCGAAGUCUAUAGCUGAUACAGCAUCCACUGGAAAUCCUUCUUUCCCCGUAAAGUCGCUGACCUCGACACAAGAAAUGAAUCAGUCUCCAGGAUAUGCUUAUGAGCCUCCGAAUGUUGACAAGGCUAACCAUCCCGAUGUUCUUGAGCUGAUUACGGGAGAGAAGUUUUUUGUUCGAGGAGUUUUCGGUAAUGGCGGUUUCUGCACCGUCUUCAGGGCCAGGGAUCAAAAUAAUAUCCAGUACGCCGCAAAACUGAUUGCUGAGAGAAUUCCGGAAUACCCUACAUAUUACGAGUUGCUGGCUCAUGAGAAAAUAUUGCACAAUCCGCACCAAAACUUGAUUUCGUUCGUUGUGAAUGGAAUGUUGGCAGGUCCACCGCCAGGAUUCACAGGCGAAAUCAUCGUGACAGAAGGAGCCAGACAAGAUACCAAUAAGACCUAUUAUCCUUCGUUUUGCAUGGAAAACAUCAGACACAUUGGAAGCCAGAUUGCAAAAGCAAUGGCCCAUUUGGAAAGCCUGAAAAUCUUUCAUCUUGAUCUCAAGGCUGGAAACGUCUUUGUUAAACCCGACAUCCAAUACACACUCGAUGGGGACGAUAUUCAGCCAACUAUUAAUAUGGAUGACACUGGCAUUAAAGUCAUUGACUUGGGAAAUUCGGCGAGCCAUUGGGAGCCUUGGGAGGAGAAGAAAUGGCGCAGCGUACAACCUCCUGCUUUACGGUCGCCAGAAGUGAUGAUGGGCCUUCCCUAUAAUGAAAAGUCUGAUGUGUGGUCGAUGGGAUGCCUGCUCGCUGAAAUGUUUGUUGGACAAUUCAUCUUCUACCCCACAAGUGGCACUACCGAGAAAGAGACUAACCAAAGUCAAUUUGAGCUCACUGCCUCCAGACUGAAACACGCCGUUCCGAUUAGAAUGAUUCAAGAAUCCCAGAGAGGAGGACAUUGUGAGCUCGACUAUAGAUUCUUGAACCAGCGCCCACCAAACAAUAGGGAUCAGUUGAUGAAUAUCAUGAGAGAAGAAGCCGACAUUCCUCUCUACCACCUGUUGCAAUUUAUGCUCAUCAUUGAUCCCAACGAAAGACCGUCAUUUGAGGACGUCGUUCACCACGAUUUCUUCGAAGGCAUCUAA
Caenorhabditis briggsae is the source of this 1275-nucleotide messenger RNA. Lineage: Eukaryota; Metazoa; Nematoda; Chromadorea; Rhabditida; Rhabditidae. The transcript is spliced from 7 exons. The record is from RefSeq and is a predicted model, not a curated record. Bases 1 to 1275 code for a protein of 424 amino acids. Gene Ontology annotation, molecular function: ATP binding; protein kinase activity. Gene Ontology annotation, cellular component: nucleus. Gene Ontology annotation, biological process: protein phosphorylation.